Messenger RNA from Bactrocera tryoni, 2446 nucleotides. RefSeq lists its product as uncharacterized. The record is from RefSeq and is a predicted model, not a curated record. NCBI's taxonomy places the organism in Eukaryota, Metazoa, Arthropoda, Insecta, Diptera, Tephritidae.
CACACUCGCGUUAGCUUGUUCGUACAUCACACAACGUUUUAGACGGGUUUCCAUUGCAUGAAAACGGUAUCGCCGAUGCAAAUUCUAAGAACACGAAAAGUCUACCAACAAAACCUAGCCAUUUUUGCGACCAUAAACAAAAGGCCAAGCAAGAAGCAGAGUGUAAACGGAGGGCACGGGCGUGCAACCAAACAUAAACACAGAUAGAAAUAAAACAAAUUACGGGUAUUUUGGCAGCGGGCGCGUUUAAUUCGAGCAGCUGUACUAAUUUAUGAAAAGGUGCAUGGAUAAAAAUUUAGCAGAGCCAAACAAAGGGCUAUAUUGAAGUUUCACAAAAAUACAUACAUACAUACAUAUAUGUAAAUUGCAUGUGUAUGCAUGCGUAUAUGUAAAUCGAGGAGCUUUGGUGCGGUUAUAGCGAAAGUAGUGUUUCAAAAAAAGUCGCUUAGCGUCUGGUGUGUCUGCUUUUGCGAAAUUUUGCAAAAUUUACCACAGUCGACGCACACGUUGCUACAUACAUACAUACAUACAGUGGCGUUAAACAAGUUUUGGCGAAAAAGUGCAAAACGGAAAGAAUUUGCUUUUGUUGCAAACGGAUCGUGAGGCCGAAAAGUGUAAGCCAAAAUUGUGGUGUAAUUCCGUGUUUAAAAAUAGUCAUUCAGCAAUAAAUCGCUUGGUGUGUCAGCGUGCUACGGCCAAACACAACAGAAGCAACACAAAGGAAAAGCAUACAAAGUUUUGAAGAAAGAAAAUAAAAAUAAAAAAAAUUCAGGAAGUGCAAAAAAUACAGCAAUAAAAGCGAAAAUAAAUUUUGCGGCAGAGCGUUGCAUGCAGCAAACGUCGUUCAAAUAACGCUACAUACUGCAGUUACAACAACAACAGAUUUUAAUUAUUAAAUUACACAGCUGAAGCUUAGCUACCAUGGCGCCCACAAUCUGUUCUGAGAAAAAGCCGCGCCAAAUACGCGCAAAUCUCAAGGAAAUACGCCGCCAGCCAAAUACCACAGCCAACGCAUUAUUGUCAACGCUAACGACGCCCGGCAACGCUGCGACAAAUGGCAGUGGCACAUCUAGCAUUAUAAAUUACGUGGCAGGCGGACGCACCUCAUCCACACUGCGCAUACGUGGCCCAAGCGACGACAGUGCAGCCGACAAAUCCUACACAGAACUCGUUCGCGGUGAACGGUUGCAUAUUAUGGAGGACGAAGAGGAUGAACACGAAUUAUCCGAGAACUUUGUCUCUUCAUCCACGAUGGGACCGGAAUUGGUGCGCGCAAUAAUCGACGAACAUAUGGAGCUGGACAAUGACACACUCGAUGAAGAAGACUGCGAAGUACAUUCCAUAACAAGUGGGGCGCGCUAUCACAAUGACAUUGCCGCCACCACCAGCAACAGCAAUAACAACAAUCAUGGCAGCCAAGCACGACAAAUGUUGCAUUGCACCGUUAAAACAGUAUUUCCAGCACCAGCGCUGAGCGACAAACAAUUGCUGGCAACACACACAACGAAUUUGAGCGCCAACAACUGCAACAACAACAGUCACAAGCGUCUUUACGGCAGCGAUGAAGAGGACACCGACUCCGACACAUAUUCCAGCAUGUGUGAGAUCAAGAAAACCGAAGGUCUGCUAUCGAUAGCGUUGAAGACGAUCAAAUUGGUGAAACGAAAUCAAUUGUUGCAACGACGUCUGGCGCAGCUGCAGGUCGAGACAUCGGAGUUCAUACAAUCGGUAAUGGCAAAUCCGGAGAACCGACACAUUCGCAGUAAUAUGAAUUCGCCGGCAACAACAAUAUCGUCAACACCGUCAUCACCUUCAAUGCCUUCGCCGUCAACCGAAUCAUCGCUAACACCGUUACAAUCGCCAACAACAACAACAACAACAACAAUGCAGCAGAGUCAAAACGCGGCGGAGGCCUAAAAUGUUGUCUGCACUGGAGAUAGCCUAAGCGUAGUUUUAUUGUAGCGAGCAGCAUGUUGCUGACGCUUGGCCACAUGUUGCACACACACUAAAAUGUUGCUUGGACUGGAGAUAGCCUAAGCGUAGUUUUAUUGUAGCGAGCAGCAUGUUGCUGACGCUUGGCCACAUGUUGCACACAUACUAAAAUGUUGCGAAGCACAAUUCAACCAACAUUUACACAUAUACUUAUGCAUAGGUAUGCACACACACAUACGCAUAUAUGUAUACAAGUACAUCAUUUGAGUGCUUUGCUUUUGCGCGGCGUGUUUUUGUUUUUGGGUUUUCUUUUGUUGGCAGCCAAUCAAGCUGCUUGCAAUGCAUACUUGCAGGCGUACCUCAAUUCUAUUUCAAAAUGUGAUAAAUCAGCAAAAACAAUGCAAGCACACCGCAGCGCAGCCGCAUUUUAUAAAUUCUAUAUAAAGAAAUCAAAUCAUAUACACGCAUAGACAUACACAUAGACAUACAUAAUAUGUUAAUAUAUAAUAUAAAA